AUGGCAGCUCUUCGUACGACCCCGGACUCACCAGCCACGCAGCUGGCGAAGGCGGAGGAUGGGUUGGGAUGUGGUCCUGCUCAGGAGGAAGAAGAGGAAGAAGAAAAGGGGGAAGAGGUGGAGCUGGAGGAGGAGGAGGAGGAGCUCCUAGCAGAGGACGGGGAGGACCAGGCGGUGGUGGAGGAGGAAGAGGAGGAGGGGGGGCAGGCAGGGCACGUGGAGCAGGUGGAGGUGGAGGUGGAGGCGGACGAGGACGAGGUGGUGGCAGAGGAGCAGAGUCCCACGUUGGGGACCCAGGGACGCCUUCACCGUGCCGGUGAUGCCAAGUCCCCAGUUCUUCAGGAAAAGGCCUUGCAGGCCAGCCAGGCUCCAGCCACACCUAGGGAUGAGGACCUGGAUGAGGAUGAGGAGGAUGAGGACGAGGAGGACGAGGACGAGGAAGAUGAUGACGAUUCACUGACAGCUGGGUCUCAGGGGCUGGUCACCUUUGAAGACGUGGCUGUGUAUUUCUCGCUGGAGGAGUGGGAGAGGCUGGACGCAGGCGAGCGGGACCUUUACAAGGAUGUCAUGCAGGAGAACUAUGGGAUCCUGGUGUCCUUGGGAUACCCAAUCCCCAAGCCGGAUCUGAUCUUCCGGCUGGAACAAGGGGAGGAGCCCUGGGUCCCAGAUAGCCCCCGUCCUGAGGAAGGAGACAUUGUCACUGGCGUCUACACAGGGGCCUGGUUCUGGACCGACGAUAUAGAGGACCACGAGGAGGAGGAGGACGAGGACUUCCUGGCGGAGGUGGCCGAGGAGGAGAACGAGCCCCCGGGGCUCUGGUCAGCAGCUUAUGGCGUGGGGGACGUGCCUGGGACAUGGGGCCCCGAUGACUCGGAUUCGGCGCAGACUCCGGAGGGUUGGGGUCCCGACCCCGGGGGCCUCGGGGUUCUGGCCGACGGGUCCGAGGCGAAGCCUUUCCUGCCGGGCCGGGAGCCUGGCGCGAACCUGCUGGCACCCUGGGCGUUCCCUGCCACCGUGGCUGCUCCGGCAGGGCGGCCCGAGACCACGUGCGACGUGUGCGGCAAAGUGUUCCCGCACCGGUCCCGGCUGGCCAAGCACCAGCGCUACCACGCGGCCGUCAAGCCCUUCGGCUGCGACGAGUGCGGCAAGGGCUUCGUGUACCGCUCGCACCUGGCCAUCCACCAGCGCACGCACACCGGAGAGAAGCCCUUCCCGUGCCCGGACUGCGGCAAGCGCUUCUCUUUUCGUCAUAACUCCGCCCUCAAAGUCCAUCAGAGGAUUCACACAGGAGAGAAGCCCUAUCAGUGUACCGAGUGUGGGAAAUCCUUCUACGCAAAAUCAAACUUCAAUCAUCAUCAGAGGACUCACACAGGGGAGAAACCUUAUGAGUGUAAGGAAUGUGGGAAAUCCUUCGGUGUGAAAUCGAACUUAACCAAACAUCAGAAAACACAUACGGGGGAGAAACCUUUCAAAUGCAAUGAGUGUGGGAAAACGUUCUUACAGAAGUCACAGUUUGCUGACCAUCAGAGGACACACACAGGGGAGAGACCCUAUGGAUGGAAGAAACCCUAUGAGUGUAAGGAAUGUGGGAAAGCCUUCUGUGUGAAAUCAAACCUCACUAAACAUCAGAAAAUUCACACCGGUUUGAAACCUUAUGAAUGUAACGAGUGUGGCAAAGCCUUCCCCAUGAAUUCCAUCCUAAUAGUACAUCAAAGAACCCACACGGGGGAGAAACCCUAUGGAUGCAAUGAAUGUGAGAAGUCCUUCUAUAAAAAAUCAGCCCUCACUAAACAUCAGAAAACGCACACAGGGGAGAAACCACAUGAGUGUGACAAAUGUGGGAAGGCCUUCCAUAUGAAGUCAACCCUCAUCAUACACCAGAGAACUCACACUGGAGAGAAGCCCUUUAAGUGUAAUGAAUGUGAGAAGUCAUUCUAUGUGAAGUCACUUCUUAAUAUUCAUCAGAGAAAUCACACGGGAAAGAAACCCCACGUAUGUAGUGAAUGUGGGAAAGCCUUUUCCAUGAAGUCCAAUCUCACCGAUCAUCAGAGGACACAUUCGGAAGAGAAACCCUAUGAAUGUAACGAAUGUCGGAAGACCUUUCGCCAUAAGUCAACUUUAACUGUACACCAGAGGACUCACACGGGGGAGAAACCCUAUAAAUGUAAUGAAUGUGGGAAAUCCUUCUAUAUGAAGUCAGCCCUCAGUCAACACCAGAGAAUACACACGGGGGAAAAACCUUAUGAAUGUGAGAAAUGUGGGAAAACCUUCUUCCAGAAGUCCCACCUCACUAAACAUCAGCGAACACACACAGGGGAGAAACCCUAUGAGUGUAAGGAAUGUAAAAAAACCUUCUUCCAGAAGUCACACCUCAUUGAACACCAGAGAACACACACUGGGGAGAAGCCCCACGAAUGUAACAAAUGUGGGAAAUCUUUCUGUUAUAAGUCAGCCUUAACCAUACAUCAGAGAACUCACACAGAAGAGAAACCUUAUAAAUGCAAUGAAUGUGAGAAAUCUUUCUGUAUGAAAUCACACCUCACUGUCCAUCAGAGAACUCACACAGGGAAGAACCCCUUUGAAUGUAAGGAAUGUGGGAAAACUUUUUAUGUGAAGUCAAACCUCAUAAAUCAUGAGAGAACUCACACAGGGGAGAAGCCCUAUGAGUGUAAGCGAUGUGGGAAGUCCUUCUGUAUGAAGUCGACGCUCACGGUUCACCAGCGCACACACACGGGGGAGAAGCCCUAUGAAUGUAGCAAAUGUGGGAAGUCCUUCUGCAAGAAAUCGACUCUCACAAAGCAUCAGGUAAUUCACACAAGAGAGAUACCCUAA
Puma concolor (puma) is the source of this 2832-nucleotide messenger RNA. NCBI's taxonomy places the organism in Eukaryota, Metazoa, Chordata, Mammalia, Carnivora, Felidae. The record is from RefSeq and is a predicted model, not a curated record.